CACCUCGCUUCGGUUUGUUGUCGUUUUUUGUUUUCUACUAAAGUAGAUCGUCCGUGCUUAUUUGUCCGUCCGGAGUUGUUCGCGGAAGUCCCUCUUUUUCGCUGAACCAGUCCCUGCUGCAGGCCUCGACCUAUACUUUUAGAGAAGCAGCAGCUACCGAACUGUAUGGCACAAAACCCAAGUGGGAGCAGGUGUUUAGGGCUGAGCUGAUUGGUGGUGACACUUGAUGGCCAGUGGGCCCUUGGGUGAGGAGGAGGGAAGCCGAUGGGGUGGCUGGGGGGAAGGAGGAGAGGAGGAUGAAGAUGCUGGCAGUGACAUCACCAUGGACAGCACAGCCACGAGCCUGGUGGGCUGCCGACCCCGAAAUGGCUCUCUCAGCUCCGAGGCCCCUUCCGAGGCUGUCCCGGACAAGUAUGGCUUCCUAGGUGGAUCCCAGUACACUCGGCCCAAUCCGUCACGUCGUGUACCCCUUCAAGUUCAGUGGAAGCGAGAGCUUAAGUGGAGGGACAUGCUGGAGAAUUGGGAGCGCUACAUGACCAAGCACUUCAAGAAGGUUCGAGACAGAUGUCGCAAAGGCAUACCCUCAUCAAUGCGCUCCGUUGCCUGGAUGAACCUGUGUGGGGGCCGGUUUUUGAUGGAGAGCUAUCCGGGGAAGUUUGCUGAGCUUGACAAACAUCCAGGUGAUCCACGGUGGGUCGACGACAUCAGGAAAGACCUGCAUCGACAAUUUCCGCAGCACGAAAUGUUUGUGAAGGACCACGGCCAUGGGCAGGAAGACCUCUUCCGAAUACUGAAGGCUUACUCGGUGCUGAACCCUGCAGUGGGCUACUGCCAGGGCCAAGCGCCCAUUGCAGCCGUUCUGCUCAUGCACAUGCCAGCUGAGCAUGCCUUUUGGUGUCUCGUGGCUGUCUGCGAUAAAUACCUGCGAGGGUACUACAGUCCUGGACUGGAUGCUGUCCAGCUGGACGGUGAAAUACUUUUUGCGCUACUCAAAAGAGUUUCACCAUCUGCACAUCGUCAUUUAAAAAAGCAGCGUGUGGAUCCCAUCAUGUACAUGACUGAAUGGUUCAUGUGUGCCUACAGCCGCACUUUGCCCUGGGCUACUGUGCUGCGUGUGUGGGACGUCUUUCUCUGUGAAGGCGUGAAAGUGCUUUUUAAAGUUGCUCUGGUGCUACUGCGAGGUGUGCUUGGUGGUGGAGACCUCGGCAAGCGCUACCCAGCCAUGUUCGAGACCUUGGAAGCCUUGCGGUCUUUGCCCGAGCCACUUGUUCAAGAAGACUAUCUCGUCACACAGCUUGUUCAGCUGGACGUCACCAGCCACGACAUGAUGAAGGAGCACCAGCGACAGAUUGCCAAGAGGCGGCUUGCGCAGCUCUCCAAAGUGAAAACCUAGCGUAGGAACUUGUAAGAGAGUCAUUGGUGCUGCAGCUACCUGUUGGUACCCAGAGGCCAAUAGCCACUCUGUCUAAGAGAGAGCUAGGCUUUCUUGGUGAAAUAUCGUCCUGCUUUCUCUAAACAAAAGAAGAGAGAAGAAAAAGAAGCGCAAUAUGACAGGGUUGCCUAAGGCGAUUCGAGACUUCUCACAGCAUGUUGAAUUACAUGAAAGGGGAUACCUCGGUGUAAGGGUUGCACAUUGGGUUUCACCAGAAAAAUGCCUCUCUAUUCAAAACUUAAUGCCGUGGCUAGCCUCGGUCAGUCUCUUUGGGAGCUGUUUUUUUUAAAUGCAGUUCACCAUGCAUUGUGAUGUUGCACUGUAGCGCUGGGCAUCCAAUCGACACGUUUGGGAAUUUUCCAAUGCGAGAAAAAUGCAGCUUCAAGGUAUAAGGUUUCCUUGGUCACACCUAUAUCCACCUGGUGCAAAGUGGUGCACACAGAUGGCCUGCAAAGAAUGUAGUUCCGGUUAUUUCCUAGUUGUACACGAUUGGUGGAAGCAUGCAGGAAUUUUUUUUAGCGAGGGAAAAGCAUUGACAAUAGCUGAGGAUUUGUGGUCACGUGGCACUGCAGCUAGCAUAGUACUAGGUUGUGAAGGUCAGUGCGUAGCUUAACAAGAAAUUUGUGGUGCAAACAGAGGACUUACAAACAGAAAAAGACCAUAUAGGAUUUCUUCUUUAGUUCUUUUUCUUUAAUUUUCAGUUCACACCACAAAUCUUUUGUUUAGCUGUAGCAGGCGUAUUAUAGAUGGAGAGAGAAUAGUAAUGCAGCAGCAUAAUUCUUUGUAGUGAGAUUUAGUGGGAGAAAGUGAGAAACUUUUGUGGAAGAAACUUCGAAGGUGUUCACAUACCUUUACUGCACUACCUUCUGCUUUAGGCACUUUCCACCCUUGCGCAUUCUAGAUUAGCUGUACCAGGUGUGCAUGCAAUGUGGCCUUAGCUCUGUUGUGCAUUCAGAGUUGUGCCAUCAAGUCCAAUCUGUUCACUGCGACUUAGCCAGCACGUAAAGCUGGCACUUGGUCAAAACGGUAGCACAUGAAGCAGAGCUGAUAGUUUUACAGUAAGACUUUGUGUUGCGGCUGAGAAGUGCUUAUAGCUGUAGCAUUUGACCAAACAAUAAGAAGUGUUUUUCGCUAGAAAAAGCCCAGUAACGCACUCCCAGGAGGCUGCUUUGAAUCAUGUCUGGUUUUUAGAACUUCUACAGAACAAUAGCUUAGCUUAAUAUCUGUGAAUUCACUGCCCAUUACAGUGAAUUCAAGACUAUAGUAUCACUUGUGUACUUUUGCGAGUGACAGGUGCAAAAUAUUUUAAAUAUAUCACUUGUUGCCAUUUAUUGUAGUCAGUAGAAGACCAUAAUCGAGGCACAGACUUUGCCAGGCAGGUGCCCUUUACAACAAUCCAGCAGCUUAAAAGUCUAGUCAUAAUAAAAUCGUACAAACCGUAUCAUAUAUUUUGGCUGAAGUUCCCAUGUAGGCAUGGAUAACAAGCUGUAUAUGUGUCUCCAUUUAAUAUUUACCUCGACUACAACUUGACGUGAGCUUUAGUCCUUGGAGAGUUUCUAGGAACAUGCAUAGUGUAUCACUAGGCUAAUAGCCUGAAGAGUGGUUAAUAAUGCCUCUGAUAAAGGAAAGACGGUAACACAGUGUGUCUUACAUAUUUUAUGUUCACACAUAUAACCUGCCUCAUGUAUAAACUGCAUAGCUUAUCAUGGCUGUUAAGGUCUUUAAAUUUAAAAGCAAGUAAAGACCGUUCUGCCAGCACAAUAGCCUGCCACUGCAGUCCUUUAUUGAAACUGCAGUGUGGCUUUGCCGUUACACACCAUAUUUACACACAAAUUUUUCCUGCAGAUGCGCAUUCUAGGCAGCGUUGCAGCAUUGAUGUGAAUCCGCUUGUGCAGGCAUAUGUAAAUCUCGUAUUUUUGUUUCUUGUGGUUAACAAGCUUUCAGCCCCUGUUUCAAAAAGCAAAAGCAUCACCAUUACAUACCAGACGCUCAUCAUUGGAGUGCUGCAGCUGCAUUUCCCAAAACACUGAAUAAUUCUGGAUUUCACGUCCACUAACCUGUUGGGGUAAACCAAUGUUGCGAAGUUGCACUCUAGUCUUAGCCUCACCUUUCUCUCUGGACAAAGUUGGCAUUGGCUGAUGUGGCAGCAUUUUCAGAAGUUAUGAACAAAACCGAAACUUACUUCGGCAGCAGCUGAAAUGGGGACCCGUGAACUACCGUGAAGGGACCAACUCUUCCAUUGCCUUUCACUCUAGCACUCUUGUAAGAGGGCAGCAAUACAGAAAAGUACUUUUCAUACAACCACGCUGGUGUUUAAGAAUGCCUGGUUGUAUGUGGACAUUGAUGAAAGUACUUUCUCUCUAUUUCUUUGUUGUGUAGACCGUUUAUUGUAAGUUGACAUUGGUCGUACCUUUCAGACACCUCAAGUGAGUUGCACUGUUCUACGUAGAUUUCAAUCAUAGAAGGCCCUCUUUAAUGAAAUAGAAAUUUCUGUGCGAUGGGGAUGGGCCACUUUUCUAAACAUGCAACAUUGUUUGGGUGAAGUUAUUUUCCUUGUGACUGUGGGGUGACAUUUGCCUGACUGGUACACCCAUACAAUUGUAUUACUGUGACCUACUAAACUAUAUUACUUACCAAGUUCCUGGUAAAUAUUAGUAUUACAGGGUCAGCAGAGGGGCUGUGGUCAUGUUCUGACUGGAGUUCCAAUCUAUUUAAUUUUUUGCACCGCAUCGCUAUUGUUAAAUGACAGUGUUCCUCACAGUGUUCUUUCAGUGUCUUUUGUGUGGCUAUAAAGUGGUGGUGCUUUCUGGAACAAUCACUUAUCUUAGAUUUUUGACCUAAAAGAUGCUUAGAUUCUGCCCGAGCAUCUGGACGAAAUUUCACCAUGCCUGAUGCAAACUUAACUAUUAACACCCACACGAAUUGUGCCACCGUACUUAGCUCUGCUUUACCGAGUGAGAUAAUGCAGCACGCAAUGAUCAAUAAAGAUAAGGUGCACUGUUAAGGGGUCCUGAACCACUUUUCACAAGUGAAUAAAAGACACAGAUGCC
Rhipicephalus microplus (southern cattle tick) is the source of this 4482-nucleotide messenger RNA. RefSeq names its product TBC1 domain family member 10B-like. Gene Ontology annotation, molecular function: small GTPase binding; GTPase activator activity. NCBI's taxonomy places the organism in Eukaryota, Metazoa, Arthropoda, Arachnida, Ixodida, Ixodidae. Gene Ontology annotation, biological process: regulation of GTPase activity. The record is from RefSeq and is a predicted model, not a curated record.